Molecule: messenger RNA, 2544 nt
Organism: Rasamsonia emersonii CBS 393.64
Lineage: Eukaryota; Fungi; Ascomycota; Eurotiomycetes; Eurotiales; Trichocomaceae
Product: C6 finger domain protein
Exons: 6
Coding region: 1-2544 (847 amino acids)
Cellular component (GO): nucleus
Molecular function (GO): DNA-binding transcription factor activity, RNA polymerase II-specific; zinc ion binding
Source: RefSeq, a predicted model, not a curated record
AUGCCUCCGGCGCCCUCGUAUCCCUCUCCCAACGCGGCGCAGAUGAGCCAAGGCACCAUGCAGUACUACAACCGUCAGCUCACCGCCGAUGAGCUUCUCUCCGCAGAGCUGUCGCGAGAGACUGCGGGCGCCAAUCUGGGUGACAGCUCGAGUAACGGCCUCCAUCACGGGCAGCCCAUGGUGCUGGGCCCGUCCAACCCGGGAGCUUCUGAGAUGGGUCGCGCGUCUUCUGCCGAACAACAACACGGCAACAUGAUUCCUUUCCCUCCCAAUCAGCAGGUUGGCGUCGAUCCCAAUCACGACCUGAGCUAUGGCGACCAGAGUGCCCGUCGUAAGCGGUCCAAGGUGUCCCGGGCCUGCGACGAGUGUAGACGCAAGAAGGUUCGCUGCGAUGCCACCUCGGAAUCCGGUGUCGAGACCUGCUCCAACUGUCGCCGUCUCGGUGUCGCUUGUCAAUUCAGUCGCGUCCCCAUGAAGCGCGGUCCUAGCAAAGGAUACAUCAAGGAGUUAGCGGAACGGUUGAAUACGUUGGAGUCUCAAAUGCAGCCGUCGAUGGCGCAUCACGAGAUGCAGUAUCAGCCCAUGAACGAUGUCUCCUCCCCGCGGGGCUACCACGAUUUCUCUCCUCCCAUGGAUGGCAGCUUGCUAGGUCGGAAACGGACUUAUUCGAUGUCUGAGGGGCUCCAUGGCUCGGCUUUCCCCCAGCCCACUUUUGCUCCUCGUGUGCAACAAGCCUCUGUCGGGGAAACUGCCACUACAAACCCGGAGUCCUACAACCUGUUUAACAUGAAUCUUCCUACGAACAAGAUUUCACACCCGUUCUGGACUGCUUCUCAGCAGGAGCAAGGCGAGGCGACAGGUGAGAACGCAGAGCCAGAAGUGGGUGCAGUGUCUCAGCCAGCUCGUGAAGACACCGUCCCUGUCCAAGUGGAUGAGGGCGCUUUGAAUGCCUACUAUCAAAAGAUCCAUCCGAUUAUUCCGAUUCUCCCUAAUUCGAAGGACCGUUUCCUAGAAAUCUUGCACCAGUGUAGCCGGUCCCUCCAGGAAGUGUUUCUGCAUAGUUUCUAUGCCGUUACUCACACCAACUUCGGACGUGUCGAGAGCUCGUUCCAGAACGUCUCGUCGAUGAACGAUGCACAAGACUUGCUUUAUGCCCAUCUUCGAGAGGCUUCAGCGCUGCGAUCCACGGCCGUCAACUUUAUCUGGCUGCAGACUCUGCAACUCAUGGUGAUGGAUUGUGACGCGCGGGGUCCCGACAACUUGCGUGGUAAGAAUGGCCUGCCAAAGUCUUUUUUGACUGAAUCACUGGCAAGGUUGGCCUACGAUAUUGCACACCACUUCGGCCAGGUUAAGAACCGGAACCUCGAUCCACAUGAAGUGGACUCUGAUGCCAACCUUGCCCGACGCGGAUGGGUUGUUUCCAGCAUUCUCUGCCGUUGGCACAACGCAGGGAUGGGAGAGCGGGAUACCAUGGGUGGUGUCUGGCAUGAGAUCGGCGUGCCUUCGGAUCUGAAGCUCCUAGGCUUAGCACCGACGCAGCUCGCAGCUUAUUCGACCAUUCUUCCCCCCGUCAUGGAGCUGAUUUUGACAGAAGAGGAAUACGCCAACCCGGGUAUUAAACGUCUUUUCAAGGCCGUGCUCAUCAGCCAGCUCAACCGGGCUCUUGAUGUCGAGCGUGCCCAUACAGAGAGUGACGAAGCCAACGUUCCAGAAGGUUACCUUCAGGCACUAGGCCCCCAAGUCUACUGGACUCUCAACCUCCUGAUGUCUCGUCACUUGUAUGUCUUUACGCCGUACGAAGUGCUCCAUUCAGCGGAGGCGGUUGUCAAGGAAAUGCACAAAGAUGUUUCCAAUCGUCUUUCGUCCCCUAUCGACAUGCACUCUUUGGUCUUAGCCACCUUGACCCUUCUGGAGGGCUCCCAGUUACCACUCUUCUCUAGCUUCUGCUGGGAAGUGCUGGCGAAGGUCGAGGAGAUCCUCGAUCGUCGUGAGAAAGCCACCGCCGAGGCCGGCGAAUUUGAGAAUCUGUUUGCUACUCCCGCUUGGGACAGCUGCCUCCGUUCGUGGAUAGCAGACAAACGUCCUCACGAUCAGACGGGAGCUAGUCAGAUCUCUACGGCGAAUGCGAAUGCGGAUGCGAAUGCGAAUGCCAAUACCAAUGUCAACACCAAUACCAAUACCAAUACUAAUGCCAAUGCCAAUACCAAUACCAAUGCUAAUGCGAAUACCAAUGCAAAUACAAAUGCUAAUGCGAAUGCGAAUGCGAACUCCGGCAGCAGUGCUCCGCCACCCAUCGUGGGACCCAACGAACAGCGUUCGCUGCAACACUUGGCUGACCUUGCUGUCGGAGCCGAAGGUGCGGCGGCGGCAAAUGCUUCUUCACCACCUGCUACUACUGCUGGCGGUGAGGGAUCAGCAGCUGGUGGUACUACGGCUUCUGCAAUCGCUUCCCUGCAGUCUCAGCUUCAGGCAUAUGUCGAUUUUAGUCUCGCAAUCAAGAGGGGAUACUUGAAGGUCAUUGCAAGGGGGCCCGGCAAGCGUUGA